CAUUGCGGCGGACCCGUUUCCGGUGUGGUGCACGCUCGUUGGUCCCUCGCAUUUCUCUGUGUGUUGGAUUUCAGUUUGAGUGUAAAUCGUGACCGUCAUUUAUAUUCUGAACUGGUUGAGAAUCAGUUAUAACAGUUUUACUGCGGGAGGAGAGAGAAACAAGCCGCAAAGAUGCCGCGAAUUAUGAUAAAAGGAGGCGUCUGGCGCAACACUGAGGAUGAGAUCCUCAAGGCAGCGGUGAUGAAAUAUGGGAAGAACCAGUGGUCCCGUAUCGCCUCCUUGCUGCACCGCAAGUCUGCCAAACAAUGUAAAGCCAGAUGGUACGAGUGGUUGGACCCCAGCAUCAAGAAGACAGAAUGGUCCAGAGAAGAGGAGGAGAAGCUUCUUCAUUUGGCCAAGCUGAUGCCGACUCAGUGGAGGACCAUUGCUCCUAUCAUAGGACGCACUGCUGCCCAGUGUCUGGAGCACUAUGAAUACCUGCUAGACAAGGCAGCUCAAAGAGACAAUGAGGAAGAAGUGGGAGACGACCCCAGGAAGUUAAAACCAGGAGAGAUUGACCCUAAUCCUGAAACUAAACCUGCCAGGCCUGACCCUGUGGACAUGGACGAAGAUGAGCUGGAGAUGCUGUCAGAGGCCAGGGCUCGACUGGCCAAUACCCAGGGCAAGAAAGCCAAGAGGAAGGCCAGAGAGAAACAGCUGGAGGAAGCCAGACGGUUGGCUGCUCUGCAGAAGCGCAGAGAGCUGAGAGCGGCAGGAAUCGAUGUUCAGAAGAAGAGGAAGAAGAAGAGAGGAGUUGACUACAACGCUGAAAUUCCCUUUGAAAAGAAGCCAGCACAGGGUUUCUAUGACACCAGCAUGGAGCAGUACGUCGGACUGGAGCCAAACUUCAAACGACUCAGACAGCAGCACUUGGAUGGAGAACUUCGCAAUGAGCAAGAGGAAAAGGAUAGAAAGAAAGACAAACAGAAGAUCAAGAAGAAGAAAGAGAGCGAUCUUCCAUCUGCCAUCCUGCAGACCAGCGGUGUGGCUGAGUUCACCAAGAAACGCUCCAAACUGGUUUUACCUACUCCACAGAUCAGCGAUGCUGAGCUGGAGGAAGUCGUGAAAUUGGGUGUUGCUAGUGAGGUUGCCCGUCAAGCUGCUGAGGAGAGCGAAAGCGGAAACUCCGCCUCCUCGGCCCUCCUGUCAGAGUACAGCGUCACCAACAACAUGGCGACGGGGCUACGCACCCCUCGCACCCCCGCUGUCCAGGACAGGAUACUGCAGGAAGCCCAGAACCUGAUGGCUCUGACCAACAUUGACACUCCUCUAAAGGGAGGCCUCAACACGCCGCUGCACGAGAGCGACUUCAGCGGAGUGACACCUCAGCGCCAGCAGAUACAAACACCCAACACUGUUCUCAGCACACCAUUCAGAACUCCUGGACAAGGUCAGGGGCAAGAGGGCAUGACCCCUCAAGGUGUAGGAGCGAUCACCCCGCGCGGGGCAGUGACCCCAAGUUUGACCCCCAUUCGCACACCGCUGAGAGACAAAUUGAAUAUUAACAGUGAGGAUCAACUGGCUGACCCUGCAUUCGCUAAACACAUGCAAAGAGAAAGUUUGCAGCAGUUGAGGCAGGGCCUGAUGUCACUUCCUGUUCCCAAGAACGACUUUGAGAUCGUUCUUCCGGAAAACGCAGAGAAAGAACUGGAAGAGACAGAAACAGAAACAGGGUUCACGGAGGACUCUGCAGACAUAGAGGCACGCAAGCAGGCCCAACGUGACGCAGAAAGAGAGAAGGAGCUGAAGCUGCGACACACUCCCGUUCAGAGGGCUCUCCCCAGACCCACUGAGGUGAACGAGUCCGUCCUCCGUCCCACCUCCAUGGAGCAGCUCUCGGACCUCCAGCUGGCGGAGGAGCUAAUCAAACAGGAAAUGAUUACCAUGCUGCACUACGACUGCCUGCACCACCCGCCAGCCAACGCAGCCAGUCAACUGCAGCGCGGCAAAACCAGGGGCCCCACCUCCACAUCUAACAACGCGUCGCAUAUAGCGUACCUGGAUACACAACCUUACAAGCCAGUCAGUACAGAGGAGAUGGAGCAGGCAAAGGUGGCACUGGUAGCAGAAAUGGAGGUGGUGAAGGCAGGAAUGGGCCACGGUGAUCUCAGCAUGGAGGCCUACAGCCAGGUGUGGGAGGAAUGCUACGGACAGGUUUUGUAUCUUCCUGCUCAGAACAGGUACACCAGAGCUAACCUGGCAUCAAAGAAAGACCGUAUUGAAAGCCUGGAGAAGAAACUAGAUGUAAACCGUGGACACAUGACAGCAGAGGCCCGUAAGGCAGCUAAACUGGAGAAGAAACUCAAAAUCCUGCUGGGAGGGUUUCAGUCCAGAGCCCUGGGGCUCCUGAAGCAGCACAAUGAACUCUGGGAACAGGUGGAGCAGGCAGCCACAGAACUCCAGACCUUCACUCAGCUGAAGAAACAAGAGGAUGCUGCGAUUCCCAGGAGAAAAGAGGCCCUGCGGGAGGACGUGGAGAGGCAGAUGGAGAGAGAGCGAGAACUUCAGCAGAGAUACGGAGAGCUGCUGAUGGAGAGAGAGGCGCUGCUGAACAGUGCUCAGAAAUACUGAGCCACACAUUCAUUCAUUCAUGCUACUCACACUCACUCAUCAAUGAGACACCGAUAAAGCUAACACCUGCUCUGAGAAACAACAAACAAGUUUUUGCGCUCUUCAGCCCUCAAGUUGUCAUAUUGACCUUUUUUUCCCCCUCAUUUUUCAUUGUGGCAAUCCCAGAGAUAAGUCCCGCCUCUGUGUGUUCAAGUUGCUGUGAUAUCACAAGCUGAGUUUUGAACAUGCUCAGUUGCCCCUUGUGUUUCUGUAUUAGUGACCAAUAAAGUUUCUUUUCAACAAUGACAAA
This is a messenger RNA of Micropterus dolomieu (smallmouth bass), 2899 nucleotides long. It is a transcript of the gene cdc5l, whose product is annotated as CDC5 cell division cycle 5-like (S. pombe). Gene Ontology annotation, molecular function: DNA-binding transcription factor activity, RNA polymerase II-specific; RNA polymerase II transcription regulatory region sequence-specific DNA binding. The record is from RefSeq and is a predicted model, not a curated record. Lineage: Eukaryota; Metazoa; Chordata; Actinopteri; Centrarchiformes; Centrarchidae. Gene Ontology annotation, biological process: regulation of transcription by RNA polymerase II; mRNA splicing, via spliceosome. Gene Ontology annotation, cellular component: spliceosomal complex; Prp19 complex. Bases 172 to 2610 code for a protein of 812 amino acids. The transcript is spliced from 19 exons.